UGUCCCAUAGAUACCAAUAUGAUGGCUUCUUCAAAGUGGGAAAUGGGAAUUAUGUUAAUCAUUCAGAUGGGAGUGGGGUUCCUUGGGAACUCAUUCCUCCUUUGUCUGUAUAACUUCAUUUUGCUCAGUGGAUGCAAGGUGAGACCCACAGACUUGAUUCUCAAUCAACUCGUCUUAGCCAACUCCUUGGUGCUUUUCUCCAGAGGGAUCCCUCAUACAAUGGCAACUUUUGGAUCCAGGAAUUUCCUGAACGAGGCUGGAUGUAAAUUUCUCUUCUAUUUUCAAAGAGUGGCCAGAGGGAUUUGCCUUAGCACAACCUCCCUCCUCAGUGGCUUCCAAGCCAUUAGGCUUUGUCCCCAUUUCUCUAGGUGGCUGGAGCUCAGAAUGAGAUCACCAACGUGUAUCGCCUUCUGCUGCUUCCUUUGCUGGAUCCUGAAUCUUUUAAUAAAUAUCUCUAUUCCUUUCCAUGUGACUAGUCCAACUCACAUUGAAAACCUUAGUGUAAAGGUAAACUAUGGAUACUGUUUCACAUUGAAUCCAAACAGAAAUGUAAGGUUUGUAUAUCCGGCCAUAUUCUUCACAAUAGACUUUAUAUGUUUGAGUCUCAUAGUCUGGACUAGUGCCACAAUGGUUGUUUUCUUGCUCAGGCACAAGCAGCGAGUCCAACACAUUCACAACAAUAUCCAUUCUUCCAGAGCUUGUGCUGAGGUGAGAGCCACAUCUACCAUCUUGAUCCUUGCGAGCUCCUAUUGCUCAUUGUACUCACUGUCUGCUCUUUUGUCCAUUUGGAUGAGUCUAUUUGCUGUUCCAGGCCAGUGGCUGGUAGAUAUCUCUAUAUUUUUGUCUUUGUGUUUCCCAACAGUCAGCCCCUUUGUGCUUAUUUGCAGUGAUACUCGUGUGAGGGAGUUGGAGGAGGACCACGGGCCGCCCACCCCGUCCACGGCUGGCCUCCCUCAGAAGGCCCCGGGCCCAGGCGCAGGCUGGUCUAGGGCCCUCCCAGCGCUCUACGCCGGGGGGCUGAAUUCCGACUUCCGAGAGCAGCUGCCAGGGGGCGCCCGCGGAGCCCCGCUAGCUGCCUUGCAGGCGUUCCGAGUGGGAGAGAGCAGAGCUGCUGGGACGCCCCGAGGGCCUCCAGACACCGCAGAGGCUCCUCGGUUCUUCACGCUCUUCCUGGGAAGAGGCCAAGCCCAGACCCCGGCCGCCGGCGACCAGUCCACGCGGCUCUCCGAGGACCGAGUCCACCCCCGGCCCCCGAAGCCCCUGGCAGUCUCAACUUUUCGCCUAUGA
Messenger RNA from Bubalus bubalis (water buffalo), 1287 nucleotides. Its product is annotated as vomeronasal type-1 receptor 1-like. Gene Ontology annotation, molecular function: pheromone receptor activity. The transcript has 4 exons. The coding region runs from base 19 to 1287 and encodes 422 amino acids. Gene Ontology annotation, biological process: G protein-coupled receptor signaling pathway. The record is from RefSeq and is a predicted model, not a curated record. Gene Ontology annotation, cellular component: membrane. Lineage: Eukaryota; Metazoa; Chordata; Mammalia; Artiodactyla; Bovidae.